Messenger RNA from Eucalyptus grandis, 705 nucleotides. Its product is annotated as putative ankyrin repeat protein RBE_0317. The coding region runs from base 1 to 705 and encodes 234 amino acids. Gene Ontology annotation, molecular function: protein binding. The record is from RefSeq and is a predicted model, not a curated record. Lineage: Eukaryota; Viridiplantae; Streptophyta; Magnoliopsida; Myrtales; Myrtaceae. The transcript has a single exon.
AUGAAUAAUGCAUUGGCAGCUGCGCAAGCCACAGGGGGACAAGAUCCAGCAGAAAAGUAUGCAGCUGCUCGAAAACUGGCUGAUGUCAUCGAACGCGCCAACGUCGAAGAGUUCAUUUCCGCGAUCAAAGGGCUUCCCAAUCAGACCGAUCUGUCUGCCAUUUUCAAUUUCUUGGGGCUAUGGAGAGGUUCACUGCUCCACAUUGCAGCAGCCGCCAACAAGGAUGACAUCCUAAGGCUUCUGCUUGAUCAUGUCAGUGACGACCUCAUAGCAGCCCAAAAUGAAUGGGGAGAUACCCCACUCCACAUGGCCGCUAAGGCCGGGGGAUCUAGAGCUGCCACGAUAUUGAUUCGCCAGGCCAGAGACUUGGCCAAUGUUGCUGGUAAUAUUCGGUUCCUGAGGAUGAAGAACAAACAUGGAAACACUGCCUUGCACGAGGCCGUGCUCAAUGGUCACUUCGACAUGGUGCGCCUUUUGUUAAGAAAAGAUUUGGAGCCUGUGUACUGGAAGAACCUGGCUGGGAAAUCUCCCCUUCACCUGGCCCUCGACACCGACAACUCCGCUAUACAUGAGGUUUUAUUUUCACGCUCGCUCGAACCAUGGAGGAUAGAAGGCAUGCCGCCCGUUCAUGGUGCUGUUGUACGUGACAACUAUGGUACAUACCUAAAUCUGCUUGUAAGAACUAUCUAUGUAUGUGAAAAAUGA